UAGUAACGUUAUUAGUUACCACAAAAGGUAGUUGCGUUACAGUAACGCGUUAGUUUGUAACGCAUUGGUCCCAACACCAGUAGCACACUGACUUGGGUCAGUCAUAUAUAUUUAAUCAGAGAAAAAUGUUUGGGAUCUGAACAUUAAGCUUGAUAAGUUAUUUUUGUGCUUAAUGUGCGUUAACAAUCCACCUUCUUUCUUCCUGCAGGGAGGCUUAUAUUUCCUUCAACUUUUUGACCAUUACGUUUGUAGUGGCAGCAAUCUUCUUCUUCUUUCAGUGUUUCAGUCAAUAGCAAUCGGAUGGAUAUAUGGUGCAGAUCGUUUUUAUGACAACAUCGAGGACAUGGUAGGCUAUCGUCCGUGGCCAAUAAUGAAGUAUUGCUGGCUUUACAUUACCCCGACUAUUUGCUUGAGUACCUUCAUCUUUUCACUGGUGAAAUACAAGCCUCUCAAGUUCAACAAAACCUACACCUACCCAAGCUGGGCUUAUGCUCUGGGCUGGUCCCUCGGAUUGCUCUGCGUUCUACUGGUUCCUCUUUGGAUGUUCUUCAAAGUUAUCCAGAUGAAAGGGACAAUAGGGCAGAAGACGAACUGCAAUUUUUUUUAAUGUAUUUGUCAUUUG
Notothenia coriiceps (black rockcod) is the source of this 622-nucleotide messenger RNA. RefSeq names its product sodium- and chloride-dependent GABA transporter 2-like. The record is from RefSeq and is a predicted model, not a curated record. The transcript is spliced from 4 exons. Gene Ontology annotation, biological process: nitrogen compound transport; amino acid transport; sodium ion transmembrane transport. Gene Ontology annotation, molecular function: gamma-aminobutyric acid:sodium:chloride symporter activity. Bases 173 to 607 code for a protein of 144 amino acids. Gene Ontology annotation, cellular component: plasma membrane; cell projection. Lineage: Eukaryota; Metazoa; Chordata; Actinopteri; Perciformes; Nototheniidae.